Messenger RNA from Morus notabilis, 2264 nucleotides. RefSeq names its product LEAF RUST 10 DISEASE-RESISTANCE LOCUS RECEPTOR-LIKE PROTEIN KINASE-like 1.1. Lineage: Eukaryota; Viridiplantae; Streptophyta; Magnoliopsida; Rosales; Moraceae. The record is from RefSeq and is a predicted model, not a curated record. Gene Ontology annotation, biological process: protein phosphorylation. The coding region runs from base 24 to 2030 and encodes 668 amino acids. The transcript has 4 exons. Gene Ontology annotation, molecular function: protein kinase activity; ATP binding.
AUUUCCCUGUUAUACGAUUCCUAAUGGCCUCCCUUUCCUUGCUUGUUAUGUUCUUUCUCUCCCCUCUUCCGCUUCUCAGCUCGGCCGAAGAGCAGAUACAUCACCCGGCUUGUCCACCAUUUCGUUGUGGGAAAUUUGGGGAUAUCUUGCCCCCCUUUAGAAAUAACUCCAACUCUAAAUGUGGGUUGUACACAGUUGAUUGUUCAGAGCCAGUUCCGAAGAUACAGUUGAAAGAAGGAGGAUACUGGUAUGAACUUGAUGACAUCUCUCGGCAUGGACAUCAUAUGGCCAUCAAGAGCGGAGCGCCACCCGCACCUUUUGCUGACAUCAGUUGUGAAUCCAAGGACAGUUUUGCUCUCCCUAGUCCUUCCAUGAUAUCUAACCUGUCCACGACUUAUUUGUUGACCGUCUUCAAUUGCAGCCAAAACUCAGGCAUUCAUGUCCCGGCAGGAUUUGAUCACACUCCCUGCAGAGAUUAUGAUAUCUACUAUACUCUUUCAAAUAUUAGUUUCUCGGCUUUUACACCUCACUGUUCGAUGAUCCAACUCCCAGGCUAUUUUCAAACUCCCAAACAUGGAAUUUCAAAUUUACCUCUCAUCAUUCUUGAUGUGAAUGUCAACGAUUUUCGUCGUCGUUGUUACAGUAUGCAAGGCCUAUGCAAACCUAAGGACAAAGAUAAAUUCAUUUGUCUUAAUGCGGAAAAAAAGAAAGGUGUUGACAGUGAAAUUUUGUUAAUAGGAUUACGCCGGGUCACCUUCAUUUCCCACACAACAAAAGGAGAUAAGAAUUCGCGAUUGAAGUGGGGACUAAGUAUCGGACUUUCUCUUCCAAUAAUCUGUUUGGUAAUGUUCUUUUUUCUCUGGCGCCACAAACUGAAACGAUCCGCAAAAUACCUCUCAAGGAACAUCUCUGAUCCAUGCAUGAAUUCAGACCCAGAGGGGGGAAGUGGCUACUAUGGAGUCCAUGUCUUUUCCUACAAGGAUCUUGAAGAAGCAACUAACAAUUUUGAUAGCGAAAAAGAACUCGGUGAUGGAGGUUUCGGAACUGUAUACCAUGGCAAACUCAAAGAUGGGAGGGAAGUUGCAGUAAAGCGCUUAUACGAGCACAACUACAAGCGAGUAAAACAAUUCAAAAAUGAGGUUGAAAUCCUUACCCGCCUGCGCCACAAGAAUCUGGUUUCCCUCUACGGCUGCACUUCAUGGCACUGCAGGAAACUCCUCCUUGUCUAUGAGUAUAUCCCGAAUGGCACCGUUGCUGAUCACCUCCAUGGAGAUAGAGCACAAACUAGUCCUCUUACAUGGCCAGUUCGAAUGAGCAUAGCCAUAGAAACUGCGACUGCCUUGGCUUAUUUACAUGCUUCUGACAUUGUCCACCGCGAUGUGAAGACUAACAACAUUCUACUUGACGAGAGCUUCUGUGUCAAAGUUGCCGAUUUUGGACUUUCCCGGCUCUUCCCCAAUGAUGUCACUCAUGUCUCGACGGCUCCACAGGGGACACCUGGCUAUGUUGAUCCCGAGUAUCACCAGUGUUAUCAGCUAACCAGUAAGAGCGACGUGUAUAGCUUCGGAGUUGUACUGGUUGAGCUCAUAUCAUCUAUGCGUGCUGUUGACAUAACUAGGCAUAGACAUGACAUUAAUCUAUCUAACUUGGCAAUAAUCAAGAUUCAAAAAGGGGCAUACAACGAGCUGGUGGAUCUGCGUCUUGGGUUUGACUCAAAUAAUGAAGUUAAGAGGAUGACAAUUGCUGUUGCAGAGUUGGCCUUUCAAUGUUUGCAACAAGACAAGGAAAUGAGGCCUUCCAUGGAUGAAGUCUUGGAGGAGCUGAAAAUAAUUGAGAGUGGGAAUAAUGAGUCUGAGAAUCAUGUGAAGGGUUUGGAGGGUGUAACAACUAGUGUUCAGCCACCACCUUCACAAGAUUGUGAUGAAGUUGGGUUAUUGAAGAGAAUAAAAGAGCAGCCGCUAUCACCGAAUGCUGUGACUGAAAACUGGCCUAGUAGUAGGUCUUCAUCAACAGCUAAUAUAAGUGGCUAAAGUUUUCUUUCCAUUCCGAAUUUUUCAUGAGAAAUGAUGAACAAUAUUUGGUAUGAAAUAACUUGAUGUUAAUUGAUGGGUCCCAAUUUGUUUUCUCAUGAUCAUUUACCUGCUUUGUUGCCUGUUAUAAGCUGUUUACCCAUUAUCCAGUGCGCACAACACUUGUAGGAAUGGUUUGAGGGAGUGUACAGAGUAAGGGAAUGUAUUAUAGUUUACGUUCAUACUUUGAACAUA